Molecule: messenger RNA, 2910 nt
Organism: Linnemannia hyalina
Lineage: Eukaryota; Fungi; Mortierellomycota; Mortierellomycetes; Mortierellales; Mortierellaceae
Source: the annotation of a GenBank genome assembly
AUGCAGAGGAACCGCCCUGGUCCAACUCACUUCAACUCUGCCUUCCCAGAAGGACCCACCCAAGACAUCACUGCCCGCCCUCGAUCGCGCCCAGGAACAACCCUCAGGCCAAUCAACCACCCCCCAGGCUGGCUCGAGACCAUCCUCAUGCGGCCCAUCCGGGUCGAAUGCUGGUCCUGUCUUCGCCCCUCCUGGCUUCACCGCGGCCAAAGGGACGCUAGUCCUCAUGACUGGACUUGCCUCAACUGUCAGAACCACCAAAGACGAGACAAGGACGGCAACAUUGAAUCGGUGCCUGAGAUGUUUGAUAGCACACUGAACGAGGACACAUCGGAGCGUAUUGCUCGAAGCCGGACGUCAAGGAAUCGGGCAAGAUCUAAUGGAUCUACGCCAUCAAGCUCACAGGAUGAUGUUUUCUGCGACAAAUGCAGCAGCAACCAGCGUGUCAUAUAUCAAUUGCUGAGCAACUACAUACCCGAUGAAGACGAUGAAAACUACGAGGCCUUCUUUGAGAACGCGGAUGCAUAUCGGCGGCAAGUAGAGGAACGGUAUCCAUUAGCUUGCUCAGACUGCCUCGACAGAGUCCAGCGGAGACUCUCUCAACAAAAUUACCGGAUCAAAUCAUCUCUGCUGAACGCAACGCUGAGUAAGAGUCGUGGAGACCGUAUCAGCCCGACCAGGAAAUACCCAGACGCACUCUGGUUGCUGACAGGCGCAAGUUGGAUCAUCUCUCAUGCUACAUGGAUAGCCGUCGAGCUUGGAGGUAAGAACGUUGGAAAUACGCUAUAUUCAGCAGGACAUUCUACAUUCAACUCCAUUACAGGAACAAUCUCUAAAGUCAACAUUGCCUCCGUCUGGCCCUGGGCAUCAACAUUCGGACGGCCAUUUCGGGAUCUCCAGGAACACGAGUAUCGCAUGCUUCUACUCUUAGCAUUGACCCUUGUCUCUGUUGCCAGUCUCUUCUGGGACCCCUUACAGCUGAUGCGAUGGAGGUCGCCGAGGGCACGGAUCAGGACGCGAUGGUACCAUUCAUGGACAAAAAGAGCUGCGCUCCCGCUCUUAGUAUUCCAGUUCAUGGCACUGUACUCCAAACGACUCUGGCAGGAAUCGACUGUCGGCUACGGUGUGCUAGUGCUGCUUCAUGCCGCAUAUUUGAUGGCGUUCUCUACAGGACGGCAAGCGCUGGAUCCCAUCGAGCUUAGAUUCUCACCCUCCGUCCCCUCGUCACCACCACCAGAACCAUCCACCAACGAGCGUACUCGUUCUGACAGUAGACCCAAUCGUUCGUUGGCGGCUGCAAGGCAAGGAAGCUUUGUCAAUCGAUCGUUUAGCCCUCCAGCCCUGUCUCGGACGGCUUCAGACCCCACUAAUCGAUUCGCUGCGUCUCCAAGCCCUAGCUGGGCCGACUAUUCGGGAUCGCAAUCGGAUUCUCAGGAUGCUAACCAAAUGAACUGGUCUCCCAAAAAACCGGUGUCGUCACCACCAACUCGCUUGCCUGCAAUGUUUGGCACAUACAGAGACUCGAGUCAGAGGACGACCCAGGAUGACCCCUUCCUGUAUGGCAUGGCCGGCCUAGGACAGGAUUCAGCAAAUACAUAUACCUCACAUACCUCAACCCAUCAUAAUGACAGGAACAACGACAACAAGUUCCGCUCAAGGGCCUAUGAACCAUCGCCACUCGCCAAUCCAUCUCUGAUCACCAAUAUGAGUCUCGGCAAUAUUUCGUUUGGAGAAAUGCUGGGAUUCCCCUCGGCCAAGUUCCAGCAACCUGAGAACCUCUUUGCCCAUCGUUCCCAAUCCGAUUCAGGCCAGUCAGAACCCUGGGCGUUUCGAAAGCCUGCGGAGACGAGUUCGAGUAGCUUUGGGAUGGAUCAGAUUCACCGCCGCGGCCAGCCCUCUCGACCUUCAGGACUGUCCAGGAACGCAGAUGUUGAUAUGGAAGGAGACGAUGAUGACGAUGAAGACAACGAUAACAAUGCUCGGAGAGGUGCAUUUGGACAACGUCGUCGGGAUGCUGGUUCGGAUUCGGACUUGUUUAGCAACUCGUUCUCCGCUAUGGGUCGAUCCAACCAGGCCAGAGACAGCUGGACCGUCGACGGUCGGGAAGCCUUUGCAGCCCAGACAUACUUCCCACCUGAGCCAGAGACAGGGCUGGAAGACAACUUUUUCGGCGUCGUCAAGAUUGUGGACGACUACCUGCCACCGAAGCAAGAGCCGCGUACGAUUGAUGCCAGGAAUCUGAUGCUUAAGAAGCGCAUGGCAAGGCGCUGGCUGGUCUCUAUUCUGAUCUGCCGUGUUCUCUCACUAUUGAAGCCCGAUGGUCUGUGGUUGGAUAAGCUGCUGUGGGCAAGUCAUCAUGUCUUUGCGAUCGCUCUGCUUCAUGCAACAGCAUUCUGGGUUCUGGACGAGUCUCGCGCCUUGCAGCGGUACUGGAACCGGAAACCAACAAAGGGCGCCGAGAAGAAAACAGCCGAUGCCGUCAAGUCCAAAGAUCCCUUUGAACCGACUCCACUAGACAAGAUCUGUUCUUAUAUCCUAAUGAUGUUGCUGUCGCUGCGAGUCAUGAGUUUGGCUUGGGCUAUAAUGAGCAAACCAGAGCAUGGAGUUGGUAUGAACGACUCUUGCAUUGGUGCACUGGACCUGACCUCAAGAAAAAGCAUUGAGUAUUGCCAGGAAGUUCCGCUCGACGAUCGAUACAGCGACUUAGACUGGCCGAUUGGAGCAGUGCAGCAAGCGAUGCCCUGGGCGUAUGACGGUGAAUAUGAUCUGAUGACACUGGCGUCGUAUGCGGGCUGGAUCCACGACGGAGCAAUUAUGGCAUUGUUUGGCGUGCUGAUAGUAUGCGGAGCUGGAGCAUCGUCGACCCAUGGCCGCGCCAAGGCUCCAGAAGGGCGCAAGGUCAAGUCGUAG